Dermatophagoides farinae (American house dust mite) is the source of this 1134-nucleotide messenger RNA. It is a transcript of the gene Dcps, whose product is annotated as Decapping enzyme, scavenger. Gene Ontology annotation, molecular function: hydrolase activity; RNA 7-methylguanosine cap binding. NCBI's taxonomy places the organism in Eukaryota, Metazoa, Arthropoda, Arachnida, Sarcoptiformes, Pyroglyphidae. Gene Ontology annotation, cellular component: P-body; nucleus. The record is from RefSeq and is a predicted model, not a curated record. Gene Ontology annotation, biological process: deadenylation-dependent decapping of nuclear-transcribed mRNA.
AUUGAAUCAAUUUUCCAAAAUAUUAAAUUUUUGAGAAACAAAAGCAUGGCUCAAUCCAUACAAGAUUUACUUUUGAAACGAUUUCGUUCUGAUUCUUUCGACAACGAUGAUGAUAAUGAAAAAUGUUCAUUAGAUUUGAAUUUAAAAUUUGAACGUGUACUACGAAUUGAUUCGAAACGUAAACAAGUCUGUCUACAAUGUAUUUAUGACCAACAACCGGCAAUAUUGAUUCUGGAAAAGAAUCCUUUCGAUGAACAGCUAUUGGCAAAAAUUGGUAACAAUUUCAGUCAAGUGGUUAAACGUGGCACGAAUCUAUUCCGAAACGAUAUCUAUGGGUCUUAUCUUAUUGAUGUAAUCUUUGACCAGUUAGAUGAUAAUUUAUUGCUCAACAAGAUAUUCAUGUCCAUCAUUCAUCCGGCAUCACCGAAAGAUAUCGAAAAAUAUAUCGACCAUCCACGCCGAAUGAUUGCUGAGACGUCUGAUCUGUAUGAACGGAUCACCAAGCCCUACAUUGAUGAACAAGUUUCCACACCUGGUCAUCUUCAAUGGCUUUAUAACGUUCUAGACGGCACUGCCGAAACCGAUCGAAUCAUCCAUUCGGACCAAGAUUUUAUAUUGGCCAAAGAUAUGAAAUGGAAUUGUAAACAAGACGAGUUGUCUGAAAUUGAAAAACAAGGCAUCUAUCUCAACGCAUUGGUUCGACGGCGAGAUCUCCAUAGUCUCAGAGAUUUGAAUGCUAAUCAUCUGCCAUUGCUUGAAGCCAUCUACGAACGAGGGCGUCAAGCCAUCUCAAAACGCUAUUCUAUUCACAUCGAUCAGUUACGUGUGUUCAUCCAUUAUCAACCUAGUUUCUACCAUGUUCAUGUACAUUUCACUCACAUUAUGAACGAACAUCAUGGAUUCCAAUGUGAACGAUCACAUCUGUUGGCCACCGUCAUUCAAAAUAUUCAUUUGAUGAAUGAUUACUAUCAAAAAGUUACAUUACAUUUCCCAUUGUCUGAUGCAUCAAAACUCAAAUUUGAUUAAAUUCCUACUAUUUCAACUAUUUCCAACUGAUAUAUUUAAUGUUUGAAUGUUUUAUAAAUGAUGAAAAUUAUUUAAAAUGCGACUAGAAUAAACAAAUGUUCCUCCUGA